GCUUGCCAGUAGUCUCCUCCCCCAGUUCUCAUGGGCUCGGAGCUGUACUAACAGCGUAUACGGCCCCACCUCCUACAGAUGUGCCAGUAGAAGGCAACAGUGGGAAGGAACCUAUGUCAUCAGGAGGCACAGACCUGCCCUCUGCUCCUCGUGAACUGAAGGCGGUUAUUGUGUCAGCAAGGUUUGUCACACUUAGCUGGAACCCUCCAGAGAAAGUGAAUGGACGUGUCCUCACAUACUCCGUGUUCUACCGGCAGGAGGGCUCUGAGAGGGAACGUGUUGUAAACACAACAGGCUCGAGACUGGAGGAAGUGAACAUCGGAGGACUGACCCCUGACCGAACCUACUUCUUCCGAGUACUGGCAUACAGUGUCCGAGGUCGAGGGGUGAGCUCAGAUCUCCUGAAGGUGACCACCAAACCUGAGGUUCAUGUCCCAGGCCCUCCUCAGAAGCUGAAGGUGAUACCCACUUCCCCAACAAGCCUGCUUGUCCAGUGGAGUCAGCCAGAGCAUAGCAGUGGGGCCAUCCAGCAUUACAACAUGUUUUACAUGGAGGGAGACUCGGCAGAAGAGCACCAUGUGGUGACAUCAGACUUGGAGUAUGAGUUGGUGGGUCUCAACAAGUUCAUGGAGUACAGUGUGUGGGUGGUAGCAGUCAAUCAGAAUGGACCAGGCUCCAGCACUGAAGAGGUGGUAUGUAGAACGCUGUCUGAUGUGCCCUCCGAGCCGCCACAGAAUGUCACACUAGAAGCCAGCAGCUCAACAAGUGUAACAGUAAGGUGGGAGGCCCCUCCCAGGGAGGGCCGCAAUGGUAUCAUCACAGGGUAUAAGCUCAGGUACAGGAAACGUGACAGACGUGGAGAACGUCGAGGUGACACUGUGACUACAGCUGGUGAUAGACGCCUGUAUACACUGGUGGGCCUUGAGCGACAGUCUGUGUACCAGGUUCGCCUGUGGGCUCUCAAUGUAAAUGGUUCAGGUCCGCCUACAGAAUGGUAUACAGUUGAGACAUAUGAAAAUGACUUGGAUGAAAGCCAAGUUCCUGACAUGCCAAGUGGACUCAAAGCUCGACCAAUGACAGACACCAUCACUGUAUCGUGGAACCCACCACGUAACCAGAACAUCAUGGUCCGGGGCUAUACCAUAGGCUGGGGGAAGGGCAUCCCUGAUGUAUAUACACAGCUACUGGAUGGGAAACAGAGAUUUUAUGUGAUUGAAGGCGUUGAGCCCAACUCAGAGUAUGUCAUCAGCCUGAGAGCAUAUAAUGACAUGGGAGAUGGACGACCUGUGUAUGUGUCUGUGCGUACCAAGGAGAUUAUGGCACCUGAACCCAUCUCACCACUGAUACCUCCUGUGGGGCUUAUGGCCAUUGUUUUGUCAUCCACAACGGUAGUUGUGUACUGGACAGACACCACCCUGUCCAAGA
Molecule: messenger RNA, 1425 nt
Organism: Cryptotermes secundus
Lineage: Eukaryota; Metazoa; Arthropoda; Insecta; Blattodea; Kalotermitidae
Product: neogenin
Biological process (GO): cell-cell adhesion
Cellular component (GO): membrane
Molecular function (GO): protein binding
Source: RefSeq, a predicted model, not a curated record